Penicillium psychrosexuale is the source of this 1215-nucleotide messenger RNA. Its product is annotated as Nucleotide-binding alpha-beta plait. The record is from RefSeq and is a predicted model, not a curated record. The transcript is spliced from 3 exons. Lineage: Eukaryota; Fungi; Ascomycota; Eurotiomycetes; Eurotiales; Aspergillaceae. Gene Ontology annotation, molecular function: RNA binding. Bases 1 to 1215 code for a protein of 404 amino acids.
AUGUCUGAAGUCGAUACACUUGCUGACUCCGUGGCUGCGACCACUCUGACCGAUAAGCCCGAAAUCAACGGUGCUACCCCUUCCACUCAGGCAGCUGAUGCCGCGGCUGCCAGUGCAGAUGAGGGUCGUCGUCUUUACAUCGGGAAUCUCGCAUACGCGACAACCGAGGACGAGCUUAAGGAGUUCUUUAAGACCUACACUAUUGAGACCACCUCGAUCCCGGUGAACCCCCGCACCAACCGUCCCGUUGGCUAUGCAUUUGUGGAUAUCGCCACCGCCCUUGAAGCUGCUGCUGCUAUCGAGGCCCUUUCUGGCAAGGAGAUUCUUCAGCGCAAGGUGUCCGUGCAGCUUGCCCGCAAGCCCGACAUCGCCGAGCCCAAGGAAGGUGCUGUCAGUGGUGGUGAGGGUGCCGAGGCUCGCAAGCGUGCUGCUGGUCGCGGCCGUGCCCGUGGCCGUGCCCGCGGUCGUGGUGGCCGUACCGGCCGUAGCCAUGCUGUAUGUGCCAAAUAUCUUUCCUUGCUUGAAUCUACGCAUAUCGACACUUUGAAAUGGAUGCUGACACUCCCGAAGGCCCAGGAAGGCCAGGAAGCCACCGAGGCCCCUGCCAGCGAGACUCCUCUUGCUGACACCACCAACGAUAAGGAUACUGGCUCCAAGGCUGGUGACGCCCGCGCCGCACGCCCCCAGAAGCAGCGCGGUCCUCCCGAGGAUGGCAUUCCUUCUAAGACUAAGGUCAUGGUUGCCAACCUGCCGUACGACUUGACCGAGGACAAGCUCAAGGAGAUCUUCGCCGCCUACGAGCCCGUCUCUGCCAAGGUCGCCCUGCGUCCCAUCCCCCGUUUCAUGAUUAAGAAGCUGCAGGCUCGCAACGAGCGCCGCAAGACUCGUGGCUUCGGCUUCGUCAACCUUGCCUCCGAGGAGCUCCAGGCCAAGGCCGUCAGCGAGAUGAACGGCAAGGACAUUGAUGGUCGUGUCAUCGCCGUGAAGGUCGCCAUCGACAGCCCGGGUAAGGAAGAUGAUGAUAUUAACGCUGUGGCUGAGACUGAGGAGACUGCUGCUCCUGCUUCUGAUGCUGCCUCUGCUCCUGCUGCUGCUGCUCCUGCUGCUGCUGCUCCUGCUCCUGCUCCUGCUGCUGAUGCGGCUGGUGCGGCUGAUGCUCCCGCUCCUGCUGCUGCCAAGGAGAACACUGCUCCUUCCGUCCCCACUGAGGCUUAA